AUGAGAGAAACGCAUCUCCAAAGACUCCAUGCAGGCACCCAAUUAACUCUUUACAGUGUACGUCAAAAGUACUGGAUAUUGAACAGCCAAAGUGGAAAAAAUCAUGAUCAUGAUCAACUGAUGGGAAAUCUACCGGCCGCCAGAGUCACUCCAGCCAGACCCUUCCUGCAUACAGGCGUAGAUUACGCUGGACCAAUCUGGAUCAGAACAUCCAAAGGACGAGGUCAUCAUGCCCACAAAGGAUAUCUGGCCAUUUUUGUGUGUUUUACUACAAAAGCGAUUCACCUCGAAGUUGUAUCUGACUACACUGCGGAAACGUUCGUCGCAGCCUUCAGAAGAUUUGUAGCUAGACGGGGACUCCCUUCCGACAUGUACAGCGACAAUGGGACGACAUUUGUUGUCACCAACAAGGAAAUUCAAAUCGCCAUCAAGGACGCUCAGAGAUUCGCGCUACCAAGCUCAACUUCAAAAAACACAUCAGUUGGCAUUACAUCCUCCCAUUUUGGAGGCCUGUGGGAGGCCGGUGUAAAAUCUAUGAAGUUCCACUUAAUCCGAUUGACUGACGACAGAAAAAUAACGUUCGAGGAAUGGAAUACUUUCCUGUGCCAGAUCGAGAGCAACGUGAAUUCCAGGCCACUCACUGCUCUUCAUGACUCUCCUGAUGAUCUGCUCCCGCUCACAGCACGUCAUUUUCUGAUUGGCCAACCUCUCUCCGCGAAACCGGAACAAUCAUUGUUGGAUGUGAACAGCAAUCGAUUAUCACCCUGGCAACUUAUCCAACAACUGAAUGAGAGCUUUUGGAUUCAUUGGAGACAGCAGUACUUAUACGCUUUACAAACAAGACAAAAAUGGAGAAUCGAGAAAGAAGGUUUGGAGAGCAGAGAGAUUGCCCUCAUCAGAAACCUAGCUACACCACCCAGCAAGUGGCCACUUGCACGAGUGACAGAGCUCUUCCCGAGCUAA
Messenger RNA from Diachasma alloeum, 963 nucleotides. RefSeq lists its product as uncharacterized. Gene Ontology annotation, molecular function: nucleic acid binding. Gene Ontology annotation, biological process: DNA integration. NCBI's taxonomy places the organism in Eukaryota, Metazoa, Arthropoda, Insecta, Hymenoptera, Braconidae. Bases 1 to 963 code for a protein of 320 amino acids. The record is from RefSeq and is a predicted model, not a curated record. The transcript is spliced from 2 exons.